Molecule: messenger RNA, 1259 nt
Organism: Contarinia nasturtii (swede midge)
Lineage: Eukaryota; Metazoa; Arthropoda; Insecta; Diptera; Cecidomyiidae
Product: lipase 1-like
Exons: 6
Coding region: 55-1230 (391 amino acids)
Biological process (GO): lipid metabolic process
Molecular function (GO): hydrolase activity, acting on ester bonds
Source: RefSeq, a predicted model, not a curated record
CAAUGUUAUAAGAAGCACCGUUUGCCGUCAAUUUCUAUUCAAUUCAGACUGAAAAUGGAUCUAGACACAUCCAGCUUAGUCGUGACUUUGGUUCAUAUCAUUUUAUUGCCGAUUGCAUCGAUUCAUUCAAGAAAUUCGGCGCCAACAGAAUUGUGUGGACUAAAAACAGAUCAACUCGUUGAAUAUUAUGGAUAUGAAGCCGAAACACAUAAAGUUACCACCGAAGAUGGAUAUAUUUUAACGAUAUUUCGUUGUAAUUCAAAAAAUUUGACAUCAAACGCAAAGAAGUCAGUUAUUUUGAAUCACGGUUUGCUGUUAUCCAGCGAUGAUUUUUGCAUAGAUACUCCGAAACAUGCACUAGCAUAUAUACUAGCCGAUGCCAAUUAUGACGUAUGGUUAGUUAAUGGCAGGGGAAAUGUUUACUCCAGAAAUCAUAUAUCAAAAGAUCCGAAUGAAUUGUUUAGUGCUUUUUGGGAUUUUUCGUGGUAUGAGAUUGGUGUGUAUGAUUUACCUGCCGUAAUUGAUUACAUUCUCCAAAAUACAAAUAAUUCAAAAACAUAUUAUGUGGGUUACUCACAGGGAACUACCUCGGCACUUGUACUACUAUCCAAACGGCCAGAAUAUAAUGAAAAAAUAUAUGCUGCAAGUCUCAUGGCCCCAGCUGCUUAUCAGAGCAACGACGGUGAAAUUUAUCAAAUUGCAGCAAGUAUUGCAUCAAAAAUCGCACCCAUUCUAAAUGCAAUAAGAAGCAAUGAAUUUUUGCCAAGAAGCUAUUUGCUGACAGAACUAAUCAACACAGUUUGCGGCAUAGAUUUAAAAUUGUGCAAUAUUAUAAUCGAUAUAAUAUGUGGGCCAAGCAUAAAUCAAAGAAAUAAUACAAUGCUGCCCGUGUUCCUUUGCAAAUUGCCAAGUGGGGUCUCACUCAAGCAGUUUAUACAUUAUGGUCAAGAGAUUCAUUACGGUUUCUUUGGAAAGUAUAUGGACAAUUUUAAAAUACCAGAUGAUUUCCCACUGUCACAGAUUACGAUACCGAUGAGCAUACAUUAUAGUGUUGUAGAUCAGCUGGCAGCUGCACCAGAUGUGGAGAAACUAAUAACAAAAUUAAAAAAUAGCAAACUUUUCAUACAACGAAUAAACAAAGCAUUUAAUCAUGUUGACUUUGUUUGGUCAAUGAACGCAGCAUCAUUGAUUUAUUCGAAGAUAUUGACCUUUUUCGAAAAUUAUCAAUAAAAAAUAAACGAAUGGAACGGAGUAGUAAA